This is a messenger RNA of Cavenderia fasciculata, 2628 nucleotides long. RefSeq lists its product as uncharacterized. The coding region runs from base 1 to 2628 and encodes 875 amino acids. The record is from RefSeq and is a predicted model, not a curated record. NCBI's taxonomy places the organism in Eukaryota, Evosea, Eumycetozoa, Acytosteliales, Cavenderiaceae. The transcript has 6 exons.
AUGAAACAAAGAAAGAAUACAUAUCAAUUUGAAAACAAGGUUAAGAGUAAAAUUGAUAAUUUAGAAGAAACAACGACCACUACUACUACGACUACUACUACUACAAAGAUUAACAAUAAUACCAAACAUGUAACUAAAAGAAGAAAGAAUAGUAAUAAUAGUGUAGACUCAACAACUGAUAAUAACAUCAAUCAUAAUAAAACAAAAGAUAUCAACCAACAAAGAAAGAGAUCAUCAGCAUCACAAAUCAAUAAUAAUAACAAGAGAAUUCAAAAUGAAGAUGAAACAGAUGAUGAUGAUGAUGAUGAUGAGGAAAAGAGGGAAAGUAGAGUCUACACAGAGAGUGAAUUGAAGAUUAAACUUAAAAAAGAUUUACUUUUAAUUUGUCAAUCAUCGAGGAUAGAUGCAUCAAUGAAUCAAACCAAAGAUGUUAUCAUUGGAAGGAUUAUCAAAUCUCAAAACGAUAGAUUGACAUUUAAAGAGAAAAUGAUUGAUAACAAUCCUUUAUGUGACUUUAACAAAGGAUCACUUGAAUAUUCAUUACCAUGGCCAAUUAUCAGUAGAAUACUCGAUCAAGUUUGGACUGAAUCUUCUGUUUGUACUUGUUACUUUAGUGAUCAAUUCACGAGUACUCUACAACUGCCACAAGGACAAUAUGGUUGGUGUUUUGUUGCUUUUGAUUACUAUCAAAUGUGGCCAGUCUAUCAACCGUUGUUGGACGAGUACAAAGAAUCAAGAAUGAAAUGUCCUAUGCAUACGUAUCACCAUUUGAAUGAUGUACAUCCAUUAAUCAACAUAUAUACACCAUUCAUUGCCAAAACAAGUAAUGACUCCAACAAAUGGAGAUACCAACUACUUUGUAUUUCAAAAAGAGUCAACCAAUUUCUGUCAUCCAAACACUUUGCCAAUGUUCGACUUGGAUUCACUCCAGACACAUGGAAUCACCUCAACAAUCAAUAUUGCCCAAUUAAAGCACCAAAACAACUUAAAUUGACUAAAAGCCUGACCGAAGAUAAUAUCAAAUCACUCACAAUACCAAACUAUAGAAUGAAACUAUCAUUCGUGUCUAAAUUCAAGAAUCUCACAUCACUCAAUUUAAAAUGCUCCUCUGAGAAUACAAAUAGAAAUGAAUUAUUGAAUAUUCUUCAACUAGGGAUGGUUAAACUAUUACUUCCAAACCUUUGGUGUGUUGAACCAAUCUCACUCAAAACUGAACUAGCCAACACAAUUCAAGUGAGCAACAUUCAUCCACCAAAUCAAAUGCCAAACUUGCACACAUUUCACAUCCCCUCUUCAGAAUACAACAUGUCAUCACUUGGAUAUGAAUAUCAUGGAGCUAGAUUCAAAGGAUCAACAUCAUCAAAAAGAAAUCUUCAAUUUAUUAAAACAACAACACCAACACCUGACAUUAUAAUUAAAACAACACCAAAACCACUUGAAGUAAUAGAUUUAUGUCCCAGUUAUACAAGUUAUGCAAUAGUGGGUAACAACUCAACACUUCCCUACUACUUGAUUGAAAAGAUAGUCAAAUAUUCAUGGAAUAGUUAUUAUUGUACUUGUGAUAUGGCAAAUGAAACAAGCCAAUCUAGAAAUUAUGCAGAUUUUAUCAAGCAAUCUCAAGAGUUUAUCAAAGCCAAAUCAAUAUGUCCCAUACAUAAGGAUCGUGCCCCAAAUAUGAAUACAUACAAAGGUGAAAAUAUGCUACAACAAAAUGCUCAUUGUCUUCUUCAAGAAUCAAACAUACAACUUCAACAUCAACACUUUUCAAAUCAAUAUUGUCUUUUGGGUAAGUCAAUCUCAACUCUAACAAUCGACCUACCAUACCCUUCCCUACCACCAAAAAUCAAAAGUUGGGAUUUUCUUGACGCCGAUCACUAUUCAAAGAUACAAUGUUUCAAAUUCGAAUCAAGGUCGGAACAAUUAAAUUUGCCUAUUCCUACCAAUCUAUUCCUCAUGUUGGUUAUUUUCGAUUCUCUUACUUGUUUGGAUCUAUCAAAUUUUCAUUUGGAUCCUGAAAGUGGAAUGGAUAUCAGUCAAUUAAAAAUAAUACCACUUAGAAAACUAUUCUACAAUUACAAAGAUAAUCAAUUUCUAUUCAAACCACAAAAAAAAGAUGGUGAUGGUGAUGAUCCAAAUAGUUGGCCACUUACAAAAUCAUUGGAAGCAGUAUCAAUCAACUCACUUGAAGUCAUUCCAAUGUUGGAUAGAUUACCAAAACUCAGACAUCUUAGAAUCAUUUUGGGUGAAUAUCAUGAAUGGGAAAAACAACUCGAAUCAAUUAAUUUUCCACCUCGUGUAACCAAACUAUCAUUCCAAGAUCCCCAUAUUGCAAAGAUCAGCCUAUUUAAUACACAAGUGAAUGAAUUGGUGCAGUUAUCCAAUAACCUGUCUGACAAUCAAUUUUAUCUCACCUAUGACAAUAUCCAAAAGGUCACCAUCAGAAAGAUAUGUUAUCAGGCUCGCAGGUAUAGCCGUCCAUUUAUUUCACAUCAAAACAACUUUCAAUUUGUUGGCACCUUUUACACAAAUACUCAAGAAAAUGGUAUUGUUCAUUACAAAUGGGUUUAUAUUAGAAAGAAUAAUAACCAAAAUUAUCUAUCCUAUCAUUCAAACCAAACAAAUCAAUAA